AUGACUAGCUCCUCUACCCCAGACAUCGCUGCCCAAGUCGCGACCCUUUCCCUUGGCACCCAGCCCUCUCAGCAACGCCUUCAUGAUGCUUAUGACUACGAUGGCAACUCGAGUGGUAAUGGUAGAUCCCCGUACCACUACUCCACGUCUCCUCCUAUCCCUGCCCAGUCGCAGUACAAUCCGCUCGGCAUGAAUCAGUCCCCCCUCAAGAAUAAGGCUUCUCGUGCCGCACUGCCAUCCCAAUGGCUGGACAACUCGGCAGGCAUCCCUGACAAUCGCUCUCUGUCGCCCCCAAAUAAUUCCGACCUGUCCUCGUCCGGAGGCUCCCCGCCCUUGAGUCACAUGCACGCACCACAGCCGCCAAUCACCCCCGGCACACCUGCGGGAGACGACGAAAUCAUACCAACCGCUAUCGUCAUAAAGAACAUUCCCUUCAAUGUCAAACGCGAGACUCUGCUCGAUAUCAUAGCAUCACUGGCGAUUCCAACACCUUAUGCGUUCAACUAUCAUCUCGACCAGUCGGGCCAGUUCCGUGGGCUCGCCUUCGCUAAUUUCCGGCAGGCGUCUGAUGCAGAUGCCGUCGUCGCGGCGCUCAAUGGGUUCGAUGUGCAAGGACGCAAGCUCCGCGUUGAGUACAAGAAGGUGCUCCAGGCAGGAGAGAAGGAGCGGAUUGAGAGGGAGAAAGCGAUCCGUCGAAUGCGCUCCAUGCAGCUGGAGAAGGAGCAAGCCGCUAUGCAGCAGCAACAUCAGCAGUCACCGUACGAUGAGUUCGGAUCUGUUCUGUCGACGCCGUUCACACCCCAGCGCUCGUUCUCAGCCUCCAACGUGUAUCAAAGUCAGCAGUACUCUCCUCCUCAGAUGCCUCCUCUGCCGACCUCGCAGUCCUUCAACGUCUCCUCCCCGCCACUGCCCUCCGUGUCUCCCGGCCUUGGUGGUGGUGUGAAGUCCUCCAACGAGCUUGACCUCAACGACCCGUCGACUCUCGAGAUUUACUCGCGCAUCCUGCUCUUCAAGGACGAUCCCAUGCGCGAUGAGCUCGCGUUCUCACGGGCCUUGACGGCAAAGCAGCGACGUGUGGUACACCUCGUGGCGCAGAAGCUUGGUGUCUACCACUACUCUGUGGGAGAAGGCGAUGAGCGUUAUGCUGUUGUGACCCGCAUCGACCCCAACCCCGUAAGUACGGGCCGGCAGACGCUUUCUCGCGCACCUGCGUCGUACUUGUCGCCGACAUCUCCGAUGUCCGCGCAGUCGCUCCGCGUCAAGAAGUCCAUGCCUGACAUGAAGAGUCUCCAGCAGGCGGCGCCCCGACUCACCACGCGCUCCUCCAACGGCAACAUUCGUGAAGGCUACGCGACCAUCGCCUCUCCGUCCCGCCGCUCACCUGGCUUUGCCGCACUCUUUGGGAACGGCGCGUUCGGCGGGAAUGGCAUCCCUCCCGUGCCUACGCUCCCUGCUAGUGUCUCAGGCCUGAGCGGCGCGGGCGGCGGCAUGGAUAGCCCGACCGGGGUCGUACGUCAACCCCGUGGACCUGGCGUCGGUGGGUUUGAGUCGAGGCGCGAGCGCCGCGAGAGUCAGACCAACCGUGGCGGCUUCGAGGCGCGUUCCCAUGAGCCGCUGGAGAUCUAA
Messenger RNA from Dichomitus squalens LYAD-421 SS1, 1626 nucleotides. RefSeq lists its product as uncharacterized. Gene Ontology annotation, cellular component: nucleus; cytoplasm. Gene Ontology annotation, molecular function: mRNA binding. The transcript has 4 exons. NCBI's taxonomy places the organism in Eukaryota, Fungi, Basidiomycota, Agaricomycetes, Polyporales, Polyporaceae. The record is from RefSeq and is a predicted model, not a curated record. Bases 1 to 1626 code for a protein of 541 amino acids.